Molecule: messenger RNA, 1273 nt
Organism: Alternaria alternata
Lineage: Eukaryota; Fungi; Ascomycota; Dothideomycetes; Pleosporales; Pleosporaceae
Exons: 3
Coding region: 321-1079 (252 amino acids)
Source: RefSeq, a predicted model, not a curated record
AAUGGCUCGACUUCAGCUUCUGUAUUCACGCACCACCUACGUAUGUGUAUGUGUACGGCCUACGAUAGGCUAUUGGUGAUGGGGCCGAUCAGGCUGGCCUGUUGUUUUGCAGCGAUCGUUUCUUGUUGCAUCACAGCCUUGUGAAGAUGCAGCAAGUUUCCUAACUAGACAGUGGAGCCGCAUUUACGAGCAAUAAGCCCCGGCCCACCUCUUGAGUCGCCUACUGCAACGCCUUUCGACUCGCGUCUAUCAGCGGCACUCACAUUCAGCAAGCCCUCAGACUUCACAAGAUCAUGCCGUAUUCUAGCAUCAGUUCUUGGAUGGCUUUCAGCCUCGCCUCAAUUAUAGUUCCUAUUCAAGUCGCUUCCAGCUCGAGAAUCGCGACGUUUACGGACGGGCAGUGCAAGAAUGCGUUCCAAAGUAUCAAUGCAGAAAAUGGCUAUCCUAAUGGUACUUGCACUCGAUUGGCCGACCAGGGAAAAUACGAGAGCUUUCAGGUCGUAGGUCUUGAUCCAGGCUGCAGUGCUACCAUCUACGGAGCCGAUAGCGAAGAAUUCGUACCAUGCUCUUCGACAGUCCUCCAGUUCGAUCAGAUAGCCGAGUGCUAUAACUCGUCUUUCGUCUAUUACAGCGUCGAUGCUUGUACACCACCUGAUCAAAUAUCGUCGUCGUCGCUGAUUGCAACAUCAUCGUCCUCCCCAUCUUCGACCCCAUCUUCUAGUGCAGUGAGCGGACCCAAGAAGAACAACACUGGUGCUAUAGCUGGUGGUGUAGUUGGUGGCGUGUGUGGACUUGCUCUCAUCGCUGUCGCUAUCUUUUUACUUCUACGGCGUAAGAAGAAACGGGAUCAAGUGCCAGAGAUACCCUCCGACGAGCGACGAGAGGUUGGUGGAAGUGCAAUUACUGAAUUGCCACAUGAAGAUCGAAAGCAAGAGAUGGAUUCCAAGAACAUAGCACCUCAGGAAAUCGGUGCCAAGCCUAGCGUGGAAAUACCACCCGCUGAGCUGCCAGGCGACGAUGUUGCUCAGGAUUCUCAGUACAUACCUGACUCUCAGCUCACUAUCGGUGAGAAGCGCUAAGAUCAUUGGAGAUAAUUCCGCAAAAGAACGAAAGUGUUAAGGAGUUGAGAGGCGUGAGUAUAGCUUCAGGGUCCCAGGAUAUGUUGUGAGAGUAGGUCGAGGCCAGUCGAAUGUAACAUCUCAAUUCAACUAGGAGUAUCCGUCAGGUUCAGGAAAGGUUAGCUAACUGCCAAUUCUAUCCUUUUAGUGCGCGU